Messenger RNA from Salvelinus fontinalis (brook trout), 1273 nucleotides. Its product is annotated as replication protein A 32 kDa subunit-like. Bases 309 to 1034 code for a protein of 241 amino acids. Lineage: Eukaryota; Metazoa; Chordata; Actinopteri; Salmoniformes; Salmonidae. Gene Ontology annotation, biological process: nucleotide-excision repair; DNA replication; double-strand break repair via homologous recombination. Gene Ontology annotation, molecular function: DNA binding. The record is from RefSeq and is a predicted model, not a curated record. The transcript is spliced from 8 exons. Gene Ontology annotation, cellular component: nucleus; site of double-strand break; DNA replication factor A complex.
UAUUAGAUUUCAUAUCAUAGUAAAUGUUUUAGUGAGAAUUAACUUGUCUGCAAGUUUUCAAUUUAUUUAGCUGCUGAUUGAGUGGGAGAUGCCCUUUGUUGAUUGCUGAGGUUAUAUGCUUGCUACACUUUGGCCUCUGAUUGGUUAAUUGGAUAAUUGGCUAACGUUUUUUUUGCUAGUGAGCUGAAAUGUGGUAAUCUGUCAAGCGUUGCACCUUUCAGUCUUAUGGGAUAGUUGUAAUGAUCAAAUCUAACUAAAAUCCCUCUUCCAACUACAAGUGGAAUCAAGUAUACAACAGGGGCUCAGAUAUGGGAACUGGAUACAGGUACAAUCAGUCCACAGGUGGAUUUACCACCUUCCAGUCAGGACAGAAGACAACCAAGAGGUCAGUCCUCCAGAUGAUGCCGUGCACUGUGUCCCAACUGCUGUCUGCCACGGCUGCCAGGGAAGUCUUCAGCAUUGGUGACAUUGAGGUCAACCAGGUAUCUGUGGUGGGUAUCGUCAGGAGAACGGUUCCCUCAGUAAACAAUGUCUUGUACUCCGUGGACGACAUGACUGGACCACCAUUGGGCGUGAAGCUCUGGGUGGACACUGCAGAUCCUGGUGUGGACAGUACUUUUGUGUCCCCAGGGACUUAUGUCAAGGUCUCUGGAAGCCUGCGUAUCAUUCAGGGCCAAAGAUCAUUGGUGGCUUUCAACCUCUGUUGCCUUGAGGACCUGAAUGAGAUCACCUCUCACAUGCUGGAGGUAGUGCAGGCCCACAUGCAGCACAACAGGAACCUGUGUGGUGGUGGUGGUAAUCCUGGAGAUGGAGACGCAUCAAGCUACGGGCUGAGUGCCAGUCAGAGCCAGGUGUUGAACCUGAUCAGGAGUUGCUCAGACUCCAAGCCCAGGGGCAUCAGUCUAGAGGAGCUAGACAUUAAACUGGGGUACCUCAGCAUGGCUGCCAUCAGCCAGACCUUGGAGUUUCUAAUCAGAGAAGGCCACAUCUUCUCCACCAUCGACGACAAGCAUUUCAGGUCUACUACUGGCUAGGCCCCCAACUCUAGACCUUGAAGCCAGUCCACUGCAUGUUUUCAUUGUUCCCCUCUAAUCAGUUACUGAUUAGGUGUGAGUGCAAUUAUCAGGUAGAACAGAACCAGCAGGUUCCGGACCUCAUAGGGUAAGAGUUGUUACCCCUGGGCUAGAGAAGGUCUUCUGUUGUUUCAGGGCAACUUAUAUCAAUGGCUAUAGGACGUUUUUAAAUAAAAAGACUGAACAUUUUGGAUUGUCAA